AUGGGCAGUUACGCGGGCAUUGACAAGAAGGCAUGCGAGGGCAGAAGUUGCUGCUGGCACCCGUUCAUCGACGUGGACAACAAGGGAGGCCCCAGGCUGGAGCAGCCCUCCUGCUUCUUCACAAACACAGCACAGAAUGCCUACGCCGUGACCGAUGUCAAUGAGACCGCCGCCGGCGUUGAGGCGCUGCUGGAGCUGAGGAAGGAGGCCUCCCCGGAGCUGGGAGUAGACUUGAAAUACCUGAAGCUGGAAGCGGACACUCGCAUCCCGGACAUUCUGCGCGUUCGCAUCACCGACCCCCAUGACAAACGCUGGGAGGUUCCCCGCGAGCUGCUGGCGCAGACACCCGAGGAGGUCGCAGACGCCAACUCCAAGGCGGAGCCGCACAAGUACCGCUUCGACUACACGCCGGAGCCCUUCAGCUUUGAGGUUACGCGCACGGGGCCUGCCGCCGCCCCGGGCGAGCCUGCACUCUGGAACACUACCGGGCUUCGCAUGCUGUACAAGGAUCAGUACCUGGAGCUGACCUCAUGGGUUCCUCCCACUUCCACCAUCUACGGGCUCGGCGAGCGCAUCUCCUCCAGCGGGCUGAAGGUGGGCCGUAACGGGCGGCCGCUGGCGAUGUGGAACCGCGAUUGUACGGACUACCCGGACCUCAACCUCUACGGCUCCCACCCAUUUGUGCUCGAAGUUCGCGAGGACGGGAGCGCGCAUGGAAUGUUACUCUUCAACUCGAACGGAAUGGAUGCGGUGGUUACUGAGGACAAGGUCAGCUGGCGCGUCACCGGGGGCGUCCUUGACAUCUUCAUCUUCCCAGGGCCUAACCCCAUGCAGGUCCUGGAGCAAUACACCCGGCUGUUUGGCCGCCCCGCCAUGCCCCCGCUCUGGGCGCUCGGAUUCCACCAAUCGAAGUACGGCUAUGCAUCCAUAUGGGAGAUGCAAGAAGUUGUGGACAACUACACGGCGGCGGAUAUUCCCCUUGACACCAUGUGGGGGGAUAUUGACUACAUGGAGCACCAGCGAGACUUUACCUUCGACCCAGUCAACUUCCCCCUGCCAGCUGUGCAGGCGCGCGAGUUUGUAGAGCGCCUGCACAACAACAGCCAGCGCUUCGUGCCAAUUCUGGACCCGGGCAUCCCCCUGCUGCCGGGCUUUCCCGCCUACGAGGACGGCCUCAAGCGCGGCAUCUUCAUCACUGAUGUCACUGGCCAGCCCUACAUCGCUGAGGUCUGGCCUGGGGCGGUGCAUUUCCCCGACUUUAUAAACCCUGAGGGGCAGGCGUGGUGGUUGGAUCACAUCCGCGAUUUCCACGCGUUGGUGCCCUUUGAUGGGCUCUGGGUGGACAUGAAUGAGGUGUCCAACUUCUGCACCGGCCACGUGUGCGAGCUGCCGCCCGAUGGCAUCUUGGAUUUCGUCGAUCCCAGCGUGGGAAAGCCAUUCUUCACGUUCGGGACGGAGCCGCCGGCGUGCCGCCUGCAAUGCUGGUCGCUAGAGCCAUACCUCAAGCAAUGGCUGCUUCAGGAGCAGUCGACGCGAAACAUGCCGGGCAGCAUAAACGGCAAUGCAAAGAAGGGCGCCUUCAUCGGCUCCCUGGUGAAGGGUGUGGCUGAAACUGUUGGGACACGCGCCUGGCAGGAGCCCGAGCUGGAGCGCGCUGCCUGGGAGAUUUUCCUGAAGGUGGAUGCGCCGCCCUACUCGAUCGCAAACAACAACGUCCGGCUGCCGCUUAGCUUCCGUACAAUGCCCGUUACGGCCCGCCACUACGACGGCUCCCUGCAGUACAACACCCAUAAUCUUUACGGACUGAGCCAGGCGGCCGCCACUGCCCGCGCGCUGCACACCCUGCACGACGGCGCCAAGCGGCCAUUUGUGCUCACGAGGCGCGUUACCAAUCUCUGCUCUCGCUUGUCUACCUUUGUGGGAUCUGGGGGCUAUGCGGCGCACUGGACGGGGGACAACGCCGCCACGUGGGAUGACCUGAGAUGGUCUGUAGUGGGAGUGCUGGAGGCCGGCAUCUUGGGCAUGCCCAUGGCAGGGGCGGACAUCUGCGGGUUCCUGGGCAUUACCACGGAGGAGCUCUGCGCUCGGUGGAUUAGCGCCGGUGCCUUCUACCCCUUCGCGCGAUCCCACUCCGAUCUCACCUCCGGUUACCAGGAACUCUACCGCUGGCCGAAAGUGACGGAGGCCGGCCGCAAUGCGCUGGGAUUGCGAUAUCAGCUCCUGCCGUACCUCUACACCGCGUUUCGUCACACCGCCGGGCACGGCUGCCCGCUCGCGCGGCCGCUCUUCUUCGGGUGGCCGCAGGACGCCACCGCACGCGACGUUGAUUCGCAGUGGCUCAUGGGCGAUUCCGUGCUAGUAACCCCCGUGCUGGAUGAGGGGGCGGAAAGCGUGCAGGGCUAUUUCCCCCAGGGUGUAUGGUACGACAUUUCCGACGAGACUCCGGUCGACGCAUCUACCGCCGGCCGCUUUGUGCGCCUGCCCGCCCCUCUCACCCACCUGCCGGUGCACGUUCUCGGCGGCGCUGUAGUUCCAAUGCAGGAGGCCAGGAUGACUACGGCUGAGACCUUGCAAACGCCGCUGACGUUGCUGGUGGCGUUCCCCCGGCUGCCGAUGCAGGGGGCCCCCCGGGAGGCGCUGCGCUGUGGCCCGGCGCCCCCCGACAGCGCCGCCCUCGGGGGAACCGCCAGCAGAUCACUCGUGGCUUGGGGCCAGCUCUACACGGACAGGGGGGACCAGGUGCUGGACGUGGCGGGCGGCGUGGACUCCGGGUUCAUCAAUUUCCGGGCCAAGGCGCAGCCGGACGGCACCGGCAUCCUCUCCGGCACUUUCAGCGCCGACGGAGAGUGGGAUGAGGCGCACCAGGGUGAGUGCGCGGAGGGGCUGCCCUGGCCGCUGCUGGACCGAGUACGUGUUUUGGGCCUGCCCGGCCGCAUCGACCCGGCAUCGAUUAUAUUCGAGACCCUUGCCCCCGGCAAGAUCCACCCCGCCACCACCCAGAAGCUGUCGCCCUCCCAGGUCUCGCAGGAGGAGGGGCGGAUCGGCCAGGUGGACAUCACAGGGCUCAGUCUUGAGCUUGAUUGCCCCCUCGGCUUCAGGCUACUCUGGAUGCUGGAGAAGCCUCACAACGAUGAGCUCUGAUAGCAGCCGCACCUAGGCCUGCAGAGCAGCCUGGAAAGGACACAUGAGACAGCAUGAAGAAUGAGCCGGCAGCAUGGAAAAUGUGAAAAAUGCAAUUGAGGGAGCAGUAGCCGAUGCGUCGCAAGCACCAAAGCAGUGUUGAGCGCCCUCAGAAUCGGAUGCGGAACAUCACAGGACAGUUGCUGGGUUGAGGAAUUUGGCAGCAUUGUAGACACGGACCCGCUGACAGGAACCCUGUCAGCGGGUCAUUGUUUCCAAUGGGAAACCAAUGGGAAACCAAAAAUUGCAGAGUAGCCUGCAUCCACAGUAAUGAAGGGAUACACAUGACAUCAAAUACCCUUGAGCCCUCUUAGAGCGCCAUCAUUGCUGACAUGGGGAGGGGUUCUAGAGAUUGGACUCACAUUUGUUGUGAAUUGCAUGUGGCACUGCAUGCAGACCAUUUGGAUGCUCGUUCAGAACAUCCUGCUAGCAGAAUUGGCUUUGUGUUGCGUUGUCAUUGGUGGGUCCAGAAACAAUGUGUUUCAUUGUGUGUGCAGAGAAGCCUGCAUAACGGACAAACAUGCAUGGUCCGUCUGAAGGUGAAGUAUAAUAUUAAGAAACUCGCGGAACUUUAAAAAUUUACUUUAUAAA
This is a messenger RNA of Coccomyxa subellipsoidea C-169, 3771 nucleotides long. RefSeq lists its product as hypothetical. Gene Ontology annotation, molecular function: carbohydrate binding; hydrolase activity, hydrolyzing O-glycosyl compounds. The transcript has 21 exons. Gene Ontology annotation, biological process: carbohydrate metabolic process. NCBI's taxonomy places the organism in Eukaryota, Viridiplantae, Chlorophyta, Trebouxiophyceae, Coccomyxaceae. Bases 1 to 3141 code for a protein of 1046 amino acids. The record is from RefSeq and is a predicted model, not a curated record.